Rodentolepis nana is the source of this 1401-nucleotide messenger RNA. Lineage: Eukaryota; Metazoa; Platyhelminthes; Cestoda; Cyclophyllidea; Hymenolepididae. The record is from the annotation of a GenBank genome assembly.
AUGACAACUCAGAUUGAUGCAAGAGAUUGGGAUAAUAUUCGAGAAGUUGCUAGUCCUAUCACAGGUCUAUUUGCUCCAGUAAGUUUUGCUGUUCGACAAGGGUGGAUCCAACUUGGUGGUAGAAAUGAAUACAUCGAUCCAACUACCGGCCAUGCUAUCCCAUUAGAAACAGCUCUCGCUCAGGGUAGAAUUCGAUUGGCCGCUGGCGCUUCCACUACUACAACAACACCAUCUUCUCUUAUGUAUAUUGAACGUGAAUACAUCGCCCAGGAAACAGUUGAAGCCAUAUUUGUGCUGAACACAGAGACUCGAGAGUAUAUCCCCAUUCGUCAAGCACGGUUAGAUGGUCUUAUUAGUGAAGACACUAAUCACGCUACCUGGGUACUGAAUAAGAUUGAUAACGUGUGGCUGACAGCUGAGGAGGCAAUAUCACAGAACAUUCUCCGAGUAGAUAGAGCCCGUGACACAGGGACUGAGGAAGAAGUAAGGCGACGUCAAUUACAGAGUGUUGUACGCGCAUACCACGUAACAGCUGUUAGACCUGGUGGUGAACCUUCGGAAUGGCUCAGACCAGAUGAUGCAGUUCGAUUGGGUCUGUUCGAUAGGCAGACUGGAAAAAUUGCUGUUGACUGGCCGGCUCGUCCAUCGUAUCAAUUGUUCGAGGAUGGAAGAACACUAUCUGUUGAAGAAGGUGUCUCUCUAUGGUGUAACUUCCUUACAGCUAGACAAGCAGGCUGGAUACGACUCAUUCCUGAAAUGAAUAUCAACAAAUGGAUUCCACUCAGUCAACCCAGUGGUUCAAGUGGCAAUAGGCGCCUUUUGUCAACGGCUGUAAGUCUGGUUUCAAGUACAAAACCUGAUAAUGAUCGACCUGAGCCUUACCGAACGACUAGCUACCAAAGAACAAGAUACAUUCAAUCAGAAAGAGGCCAAUACACAUCCUACACUUCUGGAUUAAUGGGACCACGUCGACUUGGAAGUGAUUCCCACUCACCUGAAUAUGGAACUGAAGAUUCACGAACUCCACCUUAUCUGACGGAAGUCGGAGAAUUCGAGCAUACCGAAGCCUACACCCUUCCAUCUCGUCAAGUUACAAUGGAAGAACGAAUUCCACAAUUAGAAGAGGUCUCUAGUUUCCGAACUUUGGAAGAGGGAGAUGGGCAAUUCUAUAGUUAUCCUACAACAACAUAUGCCACUGAAGAAUCAAUAAGUACAGUUCGACAUGAGUUUGAAGAGACACACAGCUACACCGAUAUAAGCCGUGGACAAUACAUGAGAGAACAAUCCCCAUCUGUGUGGUCUCGAGGUCAAAGUACAUCUGGUCAAAGAAUCGAACCCCCCUCAGAUUAUUCACGAAGUGGAUAUUUGAGCCGAUCCUCAGAAAGUGAACAAAGGCGAUAG